Monopterus albus (swamp eel) is the source of this 4532-nucleotide messenger RNA. It is a transcript of the gene grin1b, whose product is annotated as glutamate receptor, ionotropic, N-methyl D-aspartate 1b. Gene Ontology annotation, biological process: monoatomic ion transport. Lineage: Eukaryota; Metazoa; Chordata; Actinopteri; Synbranchiformes; Synbranchidae. Gene Ontology annotation, cellular component: membrane. The record is from RefSeq and is a predicted model, not a curated record. The transcript has 22 exons. Bases 556 to 3381 code for a protein of 941 amino acids. Gene Ontology annotation, molecular function: ligand-gated monoatomic ion channel activity; signaling receptor activity.
CUGUGAGCACGCGGGAGCGAGCGUCGGGAUCCAAGGACAGACCGCGGGCUCGCGAGCAUCAGGUCAUCUGGAAGUCCGUGAGCAUCCCGAGCCUGAACCGACAGACACCGAAUAACGGCAGCGAGGAUUUAAGCAGACACAUUAACUCGGAAGAAGAGGAAAUGAACGGUUUCUGUGAAAUGAACGGACACAGAGACGCGUGAAUCAACAGGACGACGCGGGAUCAGCAGCGGGUUUACGCGAAACUGUGAAUGAAAAACAACAUUUGACCGGUCAGAGCAGCGACACAAUCACGGUCCCGUCCUCCGGUGUGAAACGGUGACAACAAAACAAAACAUUUUGAUCAUCAAAACACCACCUUUAUCUACCUGAGCCGAGCCACCUACCGGCACCGAACCGGAGCAGAACCAGCUGGCGGCACCGGACUGACCGACACUGCGAAGGCUCACCGCGGUUUAGAUAAACCACAGGCGGUCAAAUCAACAGGAGACCGAGGGAACGACGCAGUAACGGCGCUCAGCCCGAGAGGCGGGGAGACAGGCUUUCAUCGACAACAUGGAGCUGCGGGGCAUGCUCCUCCUCACCGUGCUGCAGUGCUGUUCGGUGGCCCGCGGCGGCUGUGAGCCUCGGCUGGUGAACAUCGGAGCCGUGCUGAGCCAGAAACGCUAUGAGCAAGUGUUUAAGGAGGCAGUGAUUCAGGCCAAUACGCUGUAUGGGAAGGACAAGUUCAAGAUGAACGCCAUCUCUGUCACACACAAGGCCAACGCCAUACAGAUGGCCCUGUCCGUGUGCGAGGACCUCAUCUCCAACCAGGUGUAUGCCAUCCUGGUCAGUCACCCGCCUCAGUCCAGCGACCACCUGACUCCGACACCUGUUUCCUACACUGCUGGUUUCUACCGAAUCCCUGUGGUUGGCCUGACAACACGCAUGUCCAUCUACUCUGACAAGAGCAUCCACCUGUCGUUCCUGAGGACGGUGCCUCCGUACUCCCACCAGGCUCACGUCUGGUUCGACCUGAUGAGAGAGUUCAGGUGGAACCACAUCAUCCUGAUCGUCAGCGACGACCACGAGGGCCGAGCCGCCCAGAAGAGACUGGAGACGCUGCUGGAGGAGAGAGAGACCAAGACUAAAAACAGGAACUAUGAAACCCACGACCUACAGAACUUUGACUUCAGGAGAACACCCAAGGCGGAGAAGGUGCUGCUCUUCAGCCAGGACACCAACCUGACGGCUCUGCUGCUGGAGGCCAAAGAUCUGGAGGCCCGAGUCAUCAUCCUCUCCGCCAGUGAGGAUGAAGCUGCAGCUGUGUACAAAGCCGCCCGGCAGCUCAACAUGACUGGCUCUGGUUACGUCUGGUUGGUUGGAGAGAGAGAGAUGACUGGCAAAGCUCUGAGUGAAGCUCCAGAUGGCCUGCUGGGCCUCCAGCUGAUUAACGGUAAGAACGAGUCGGCUCACAUUGCGGACGCUGUGGCAGUGGUCGCUCAGUCUCUGCAGGAGCUGUUUGAGAAGGAGAACAUCACGGAGCCUCCACAGGGCUGUGUGGGAAACACCAACAUCUGGAGAACCGGACCCCUCUUCAAAAGGGUGCUGAUGUCAUCAAAGUACCCUGACGGUCUGACGGGACGAAUUGAGUUUAAUGACGAUGGCGACCGACGCUUUGCCACCUACAGCAUCCUGAACUACCAGCAGAAACCAGGUCGCCUCGUCCAGGUCGGAGUUUUCAACGGGUCACAGGUUCUGAUGAACCCUCAGAGGAAGAUUAUCUGGCCUGGAGGAGAGACCGAGAAGCCAGUGGGAUACCAGAUGUCCACCAAACUCAAGAUUGUGACGAUCCACCAGGAGCCAUUCGUUUAUGUGAAGCCAACGAAGAGUGAUGGAACAUGUAAAGAGGAGUACAACGUUAAUGGAGUCUUAAUCAAGAAGGUGAUCUGUACCGGACCCAAUGGGACCAUACCAGGUCAGCCCAUCGUCCCUCAGUGUUGCUAUGGUUUCUGCAUCGACCUGCUCAUCAAGUUGGCGAUGAGUAUGAACUUCACCUACGAGGUUCAUCUGGUGGCUGAUGGGAAAUUUGGCACGCAGGAGCGAGUGAACAACAGUAACAAGAAGGAGUGGAACGGGAUGAUGGGGGAGCUGCUGGGGGGCCUGGCCGACAUGAUCGUGGCCCCCCUCACCAUCAACAAUGAGCGCGCUCAGUACAUUGAGUUCUCCAAGCCCUUCAAAUACCAGGGGCUCACCAUCCUCGUCAAGAAGGAAAUCCCUCGCAGCACUCUGGAUUCGUUCAUGCAGCCGUUCCAGAGCACACUGUGGCUGUUGGUUGGUCUGUCGGUCCAUGUGGUGGCAGUGAUGCUUUACCUAUUAGACCGGUUCAGCCCGUUUGGAAGGUUUAAAGUGAACAGCGAAGAAGAAGAAGAAGACGCCCUGACCCUAUCCUCAGCCAUGUGGUUCUCAUGGGGAGUACUGCUGAACUCUGGGAUAGGAGAAGGAGCUCCCAGGAGUUUCUCAGCCAGAAUUCUGGGUAUGGUGUGGGCAGGAUUCGCCAUGAUCAUUGUAGCUUCUUAUACUGCCAACCUGGCAGCCUUCCUGGUGCUGGACCGGCCUGAGGAGCGCAUCACUGGCAUCAAUGACCCCAGGCUGCGUAACCCAUCAGAUAAGUUCAUCUACGCCACAGUGAAGCAGAGCUCGGUGGAUAUCUACUUCAGACGGCAGGUGGAGCUGAGCACCAUGUACCGACACAUGGAGAAACACAACUACGAGAGCGCCGCUGAGGCCAUCCAGGCCGUCCGAGACAAUAAGCUUCAUGCCUUAAUCUGGGACAGCGCUGUGUUGGAGUUUGAGGCGUCACAGAAGUGUGAUCUGGUGACAACGGGAGAACUUUUCUUCCGCUCUGGGUUCGGGAUCGGAAUGAGGAAAGACAGUCCGUGGAAACAGAACGUUUCUCUGGCUAUUCUCAGUUCUCAUGAGAACGGCUUCAUGGAGGAUCUGGACAAGACCUGGGUUCGAUACCAGGAGUGUGACUCCAGGAGCAACGCCCCUGCUACCCUCACCUUUGAGAACAUGGCAGGUGUGUUCAUGUUGGUUGCCGGUGGCAUUGUUGCCGGAAUCUUCCUCAUUUUCAUCGAGAUUGCCUACAAACGACACAAAGACGCGCGCAGGAAACAGAUGCAGCUGGCUUUUGCUGCUGUGAACGUGUGGAGGAAGAACCUGCAGGAUAGGAAAAGUGGUAGAGCAGAGCCCGAGCCCAAACUGAAAACCUCUUUUAGGUCCAUCACUUCGACCUCCGACCUCAAACGCCGUAGGGCCUCCGGGGACGCCACGCCGUACCCGACUGACAUCACUGGCCAGCUCAACCUAUCAGAUCCCUCCGUCAGCACCGUGGUUUGAGAGAGAGACAGAGGGAGACUGCUGCUGCUGAGCCACACACACACACACACACACACGCUCUGGACACACUCACUUACUACAUGCAAACACACAUGUCACACACAACCAGAGGCACACAUUCAUUAUGUAAACACAGAUGGACGGACCGAGCUUCCUCUGAGACAGGAAAGAGAUACAUUUGAACAGCAUCACACAACACGCAUAUUACAUAAACACACAUGCACCAUCUGUCAUCCCGACACCUCGCACCCACUCCUAACACACACAAACACACACCCACAUUGCUCUGCUUGUAGCCUCUGCCUCCUCCAAACAGAGGGGCUUUUAUUUUGAAAGAGCAGUUUCAGACUGGUUUUAUUUUGGUAGAUAUCUGCGAUGUCAUACAGUUUAUUCUGUUUCCUGUCUGUCACACUGAUUGAUCCCACUGAUUCAUCAAAUGUCCUGAUCAGUUUUAGAACCAGUUCAUCUGCUAGCGACGCCUUAGCUCUGGACUCAUAAAAUCCAGCACAGAUGUUUCCUCUAAACAUCAGGACCUGUUGAUCGUGAAUCCAUUGAUCAGUAAUCUGUCAAUCAAGAAAACAAUGAUUGGGAGCCUGUGAGUAGAGAACCUAUGAAUAUGGAACCUGUCAAUCAGAGCCCUCUCGAUCAGGAGCCUGUUGAUUAGUAACCUGUCAAUCUAGGGACCUAUUGAUUGCAAUCUGUUGCAAUCUGACCAGUCAGUCCGGAACCUUUUCACUGAGAGCCUAUUGAUUGGGACCUGUCGAUUAGGAACCUGCUGAUUGAUACCAAGCAAUUGGCUGCCUGUUGAUAGGGAAUCUGUUGAUCGGGAACCGAUUGAUAAGGAACCUUGUCGAUCUGGGACCUGAGCACUGAUCAGUGUGGUAGGUAGGCUGAGCCUCUGGGACAGGAAGUUGUUGUUUAAUACAGAAGCACAGAUGUCUCCUGGAUCAUUGGCCUGACUGCAGGGUUUUGUCAUGACUUUUCACUGCUGAGGUUCAUGGGUAAUGUAGUCUUUAGAGCUGUUAAACAGAAAUGUGAUUUGUCUCAAAGGAACUCAGUUCACACUUUCGUUCAGUGAUUCAGGAAACUCGUUAGUAAAAUGUUUAUUCCACAAUAAAGUGUAGUUUUAAACUGAUAAGGACACUUUUAAC